AUGCUUGAACAGGAGGGUAUCCUUAGGAAAGGGUUGGAUUCCUCGGCGCAUCUGAAGGACUCCAAGUACAAGCAGCGACGCGAGGAGCGGUGCCGGCAGAGUCAGGCAUUUCGCAAGUGGCUCCGCAAGCAGCGGGCAAAAGGCAAAGAAAGCCCAAGCCCAGGCAGCAAAGAUGGCGACACACCCGAGCACAGCCCAAUCUUGGAGGAACCGUCUCCGAGCUGUGCCACGGAGUAUUGCGAGGACUCGGAGCAGACGCCGGCUUCUCGCAUGAACGAGUCCCGGGAUGCGUCGUCUCCAAGCCCUAGGCAACCAUUGGGCCGGGUGCAGAAGCCGAGACCUUCGCAGAUUCGCCAGGAAUGGAGGACAGAAAUCUACUGUCCUGGAUUUCCUGUCAUGACCGUUGAGGAGUCCGCAGCUGGACUCGAUGACACAAGGCGCUCGGCAACGAACCGAGCACGGUCGAAAGAUGUCCAUGCAUCGGAGUCCGAAGAGACACCUUGCGGACCAGCGGACUUGGGAGGGACGCCGUCCGACACUCCGCUGCAGGCGCUGUGGCAGCGCCCGGCUCCGGAACGGACGGCAUCGAAGGACAUGGUGCCGCUGGCCAGCAUCGAUCUGGGAGCCAAGGCCUCUGCCGUCAACGUGUCCAGUGACUUUGCAGAGGGAGAGGCGCAGCUUCAAAGUUCGAAGUGCCCAUCGACCCUCGGAUGUCCUUCACCCAAGACUUGCGAGGUGCUUCCCAAAGGCGACGAGUCUCAAGGCGUUCGAAAGUGCACCUUGGACGACUCCAAGAAGAGCGUCAGCAUUGGCGACAGGAUUGAGGGUAUCCGUGCAUGCUUGGAGGCAAGGAUGGGAACCCAGCGCUUCCAGAAGCUGUACAAGAGUCUGACCAAAGAUGACGCUACUGUCAACAGCCUCUCCGGCGCCGCAGUUCCUUGGCCUCGAGAUUCGUCAAUGUUCCUUCCCGAAGACAUUGACGAGGCUUUCAGUGAGGCGACGACAGCGUCUGAUGACCUCAACUCCUUAGUGCCUUUGGUGGCGAAGCUCGUGGCAUGUGAGCAAAGCUACUUCAGCUGA
Molecule: messenger RNA, 1080 nt
Organism: Symbiodinium necroappetens
Lineage: Eukaryota; Dinophyceae; Suessiales; Symbiodiniaceae
Source: the annotation of a GenBank genome assembly